UCACUUGUACCACUAGCUGCACACCACCCAUUAUUACCUCCACUAGUAUCUUCCACCACUUCUAUAGCACCACCACUCACUGUUGCUCUCACCUCAGUUAGCUACAUCAUCACUACCUAUUACUGUCACCACUACCACUAACUGUACUACCACCCAUUACUACCUCAACCACCAUUAAUUGCACCACAACCCACUUUUGCUAUCACCAGUUACAUCACAACGUACUUCUGCCAUCGCUAGCUGCACCACAACCCACUUCCACCAUAACUGUUGCACCACAACCCACUUCCACCACAACUAGCUGCACCACAACCAACGCAGCCAUGCUCAAGUUCCGAGUGACCAACAGCACCAAGGCAAGGAGGGCGCAAGCUCAGAGGAGGGCCCUGGAGGAGAAGAGGUUGUCAUCAGCAGUUUACUUUGAGAGCCAUGAAGAGUAAAGAUAUUCAGUAUACAGUAAUUACAGCAAGCGAGAAAUAACAAACAGUUUCAGCUGGAGUGGGCUUGGAAGCCGAUGGCAGCCAUGAUGAACGAGGACAAAACGGACCUGGUGUACUGGAUCCCACCACUCUAUAGCUCCAACCUGAUGGCUGCUGGAGCGCCCCGUCGCCCCUCCCAUGCUGGACUGUCACGCCGCCCCUCCUUCACUGGAAUGCCGCGUCGACCAUCCCUCUCCCGCUCAUACACCCUCGCUGCUGCUGCCACUGAGAGGAAGAGGAGGCUUGCCACAAGACGCACCAAAAUGGCCAGUGAGCAGCUUUGCGAUAUGAAAGACUGCAGUGAAGACAUGAGAGGUAUGAAGGAUGAAGACGCCGAAAGCGGCAUAGGCCUACAUGAAUCUAUGGCUCAUUCCCGCGAGGACUUGGGUCGCCGUAGCUUCCAAAGUAUUCAAGAAGAGAGAAUUCCAGAGCUUCAACGAACCCCAUUUGCUGGACGCCCGAAAGUCAGGUGCACCUCCAUGAAGCUUAGGCCUCCUGAAAAGGUGUGCGAGGGGAUGAGACGUGCUUCCGAUUCUGCUGCAAUGAAAUCCAAAACUUUACCAUCACUGUUUCGGUUGCUGAAACCACAGAGCAACCAAAAGAAUAAGCAUUUCGUACCCAAAGAGGUGGAGUCUCGGUGCUACGGCAGUAAGAAAGUGAAGCGGCCUUCAAUCAAGGUGUAUAAUCCUCCAUCUCGCCUCUCUAAUCGACGAGCGAGGUCCAGUUUUUCUCAAAGCGAAGAUGAAGAUCCAUGUGUCUAUUUCUCCUUAGACCCCAAACGCAGAGAAAGCUUCCGCAGAGAUAGUGUGCGCAGAGAUAGUGUGCGCAGAGAUAGUAUGCGCAGAGAGAGUAUACGCAGAGAGAGCAUCCGUCCGGGGCCCACCUAUGAACAACAAAAGCCCCAUCAGGCAAGGAGGGGAAGUUAUGCUAAUUAUGCUAAUUAUAUGUCAGGAGACACCCCCAAGGUUCGCCAUGCCCACCUGCAGAUGGUGUUGCGACUCCUGGCCCAGAUGUACGAAGAAAAGGUGGUCCGUCAGGAUACAGAGAUUCAACACCUUAAGAAUAGACUCCAGACGCAGGACAAGCACUUGAAGCGCAUGGUGCAGAUGAUCCUCCACCUUAAGGACGAAGUAAACAAGAUCAAAAAUCAACGCAUCCUAAUGGCUGAUGCGAUGAAAGACGUCCAGAACGCUGUACUCAGUGUCAAAGUUGGGGAGCAGGGCAAAACUGGUAUAGAUGUUUAAAAGGACUUCAAUUAUCAAUUUUCUUAUAGAUUUAAUUUUUAUGCCAUGACUGCGAUAAAGAGGUGCAUAUCACGCGUCAUAAACAUAUCAUAAAUUUAUCCAUUACCAGCAGUCUUUGCCAGAUACACCACACAAGGUGCUUAUACAAAGAUGGCUGAUCAUACGGGCUACCUGUGUUUGAGAGAUAGAUCCAACCUGCAGAAUGGACGGCAAGUGCCAGGGGUAUAGAACCUCUCCACUGUAAGGGUUUUUGCAUCUUCCUCUCACAGAUGAAGUUUAUGACAAUUAUUACAGGGUAUCUCCGCAAUGGCUUCUACCAAAAUAUUUAGACUGCUACCUGAUCCUAAUUCCUCCAUAUAGAUGUUUUACUCAAAUCCUGAAGGGUUGAUAGCAUGAAAUAUCAACAAAUAAUUUAUCUUAUAUUUUGAUGUUGAAUGUUUGAUGACAUGUCAGUAGACUUAUUGAUGUUGGAGGAAGCCAGUGUUGUGAGGAGGGCAGGGAGGGUAUCCCCAGGGCUCCGGUACUGAUCAGAAUUGAAGUCUAAAACGAGCAUCGCCAUUAAUUUUUUAGGACAAAGUGGGGUCAUCUUGGUAAGAUCCAUUAGUCAUGUUUACUUUAUAUAUAUAUAUAUAUAUAUAUAUAUAUAUAUAUAUAUAUAUAUAUAUAUAUAUAUAUAUAUAUAUAUAUUAAUAUUAAUAUUAAUAUUAAUAUUAGAGAAAAUUUAUUCUGAAGUACUGUAUUGUGCUUUAUUAUACAUUAAAUUUGAGUUAAUUUGUCGGUAGACAUACUCACAUAUUCUAGCUUGUACGAACAACAAACAAUGAAUAGAGAUAGAGUACUCUAAUGUUUAUAGCUGUAAUAAAGAUUUUUGUGACAAAAUAUGUAAUAUGGAUUCAUUCCGAAUUACUUUUGGAAUGGUGAGUAACGGGUACAUGUAAGUUAGAAGUGCUUAUGAAUGUAUCGCCUGAAAAGACUUUAGACUACGGGGAUUAAUCUAGCUAAUUAUCAUGAUUAGGUUUACCUGUUUUCCCAUGAAGUAAGACAGUUUACCUGUGGAAGAUUCUUCAAGAACUCCCCUGUUAUUGAGCAAGGCAGGAGUGAUUUCAACAGUAGCAAGGUGUUUUUGUCGGGUUUUAGUGCAAAAAUCAAUCGCUGAUUAAAACUGGAGUGCAUUGCGCCAGAGACAGACUUGGUUGUACCCAAACGGCUCAUAACCAUAUAUUGUGUCUUUAAUUUAACAAACAAAAUAUGCUUGAUGCUUGAUAAAGUCUUCUUUUCUGACCAUGUUACUGCAAUAUCUGCAUUCAUUACCUCCGCUCUACUCGAUGUGUCCCUUGCACUGCAUGGGGACAAAUCUUGAAGAAAAAAAAUCACUACCCUUACUCGACCAAAGACGCUUAUGUUCUCUUACUGUGAUGUAACAAAAGUUUUGUUAUUAUUGUACUGUCAGUUUUGUCUUGUGCCCUUCAGCUAUGAUAUAAUGAAACAUUAUACUACUGACUAUUACACAAUGAUAUGGAAUGUAUUGAAUCAAAAUGUGUGAAUCAUCACACUUUUCCUAAAAAUAAUUUAUUGAUUUAUAUACCAUUUUAUACAUUAUUAUAUUACAUUAUAUCAUUUUAUCUGGUUAUCACAACGAAUUCUAUUUAUUAAAUGUUGCAUUAACUUUUAGACGUUGCAUUAUAAUGAUGAUAUAAAGGAAUUAUGUGUUGUAAUUGUCACAUAAACAUUUACACUGUCAUUACUUGAAACUGACGUAGUCAUAUUUCAGCAGCAUUGUUACAAUUGUUUAGAUAAUUGACAGCAAAUAAGACUAAAACUCAACCUAUUGAUAUAUUGCUCAACUAUUUAUCAAUGAUACUUACUGUAGAUGUCAAAGUCAUGUCCUGAGUUCUGACUCAGCCACCCUUUCAAGUUUAACCCCCUCACCUCUCUGGCUUAACAUUCCCUUUACCUGAUUCCUCUCCUUCCUCCCAUUAUCCUUUCUCCCCAUCCUUCUUCCUUUAUUCUCACCCCCCCCCCCUCCCCUAAUGUCUCUUCCUCCUUCCCCUACUUCCUCCUAGCAUUUAGUUUCCUUUACACGAGUUCUUCGACCCUACUGACUGAAGGACGUCUUGUGCCUUCAUAAACUGUCUAGCAAAAAGUCAAUUUUCUAGUCAUUUUCAUAUAUAUAUAUAUAUAUAUAUAUAUAUAUAUAUAUAUAUAUAUAUAUAUAUAUAUAUAUAUAUAUAUAUAUAUAUAUAUAUAUAUAUAUAUAUAUAUAUAUAUAUAAUGUGAGUGUGUGAUACUAAAAUUAAUGUUUUUAUUUAUGAUGAGAAAAAUAAUUUGAUAUUUAUAAGUUUUGUUUGCAUGAUGUAUGUGAUCAGUAUACAGUAUUUUGUACAUACUAAACGUCAUAUUUUCAAUAGAUUAGAGUGAGACAGACUUGUGUAAUGCUGUUCGAAGGUGCUCUAUCCAUUCCUCAAUUAAGAUUCAUAGCCCUGUAAUAUAUACUGUAUUAUCUUUCACAAUAAAUAUGAAUAUAUGUUA
Homarus americanus (American lobster) is the source of this 4252-nucleotide messenger RNA. RefSeq lists its product as uncharacterized. The record is from RefSeq and is a predicted model, not a curated record. NCBI's taxonomy places the organism in Eukaryota, Metazoa, Arthropoda, Malacostraca, Decapoda, Nephropidae. The coding region runs from base 515 to 1723 and encodes 402 amino acids. The transcript is spliced from 4 exons.